AUGACAACAUUGCCGAAGUUUGUGGUGCUCAAGUCGAACUACAACAACAAAUACUUACGAUUCAAUACUAUAGAUGCAGAUGAGAAUCUGAUGCGAGUCAUGCCAACUGCAAGGUAUAUUAAUUUUACAGGAGAGGAAGCAGGGAGCGAACACACAAAAUUUGAAGUGGAGAAGGCAAAGAGUAUUGGGAAUGAGGGACUAGUACACAUUAGAUGCUGCUACAACAAUAAAUACUGGGUGAUGCCUGCUUGUGGUUAUACUCAGAUUGUUGCUGGUGCUGAUGAACCAGAGGAAGACAAAUCCAAGUUCUCAUGUACCUUGUUCGAGCCUGUCUACGCAGAUGAUGAUGGCCUCCCAGUUGAUGAUUCCAGAAGUACGAAUUCUAUAGUACUCCGAUUCCGCCAUGCCCACAAUGGAAAGUACGUGGCCUUGGUACAAAACGAUCCGAAUGAAAAAUACUGGGGUUUCAUGUACACGUAUGGGGAAUCUCCUAGCCAGAGGUUUAUGGAUGUGUUCAUAGUCAUUGACUGGGAAUCGUUGGUGCUAGUCAAGAUACUUCCCAAGCAUGUGGCGUUUAAGGGUGGUAAUGGUCACUACCUCGGUGCCCGCCUGAUCGACCAACACCCACGUUUGCUGCAGUUCGAAUCCACUGACAUUGAAGAUCCAUUAGCAGGAAACGAGGUCUUCACCAAUGCCGAUGGCACCGUUCGCAUAAAAUCCGAUUCCUCAGGAAAAUUCUGGAGGCUCACCGAGGAUGACUGGAUAUGCGCCGACUCAGAUGACUCUACCAACGACGAUUCCCACACAUUGUUUUGGCCCAUCAAAGUAGGCGACAGUGCCAUUGCUCUCCACAACAUGCAGAACAAGAAGUUUUGCAAGAGAUUUACCACCAGCACAAUUACAAGCGGUCUCAAUGCAAACGUCUCCACUAUCGACAAAGAGGCAUACUUGGAGGUGGAAGAGGUUUUCCCCCUGAGGAGAGAUAUCAGUAAUAUUACUCUCCACCUCGACCGUGCAAGGAUUUACAACCAAAACGUUGUCAAUUUAGCCAUGGGUGAACUCUUGUGUGGCCUCAAGAGCAGCACCCACACUGAAGUUCCGGUAAUUGCAGAUGGUAAAAAGUUGACCAUUGGAUUUACUGGAGCAGUCCAAUUUGGAGAAACUGAGACCGUCACAAGUAGUGUAAAGGAUGCUUUGUAUAAGUAUGUUGUGCCAGCAAUGACUAUGGUAAAGGUGAGGUUUGUAGCAGCUGAGGCUUCAUGCGAUGUUCCCUUCUCUUACACCCAGCGCGACACUCGUACGAGUGGGGAAAUAAUUACCAGCAACAUAGACGAUGGAGUUUAUAAUGGUGUGAAUACCUUCGAUUUCAAGUUCGAGUCCACAGAAGAAAAGCUUUGA
Molecule: messenger RNA, 1398 nt
Organism: Pyrus x bretschneideri (Chinese white pear)
Lineage: Eukaryota; Viridiplantae; Streptophyta; Magnoliopsida; Rosales; Rosaceae
Exons: 2
Coding region: 1-1398 (465 amino acids)
Source: RefSeq, a predicted model, not a curated record